GCCGCGUCCAAGUGUCAAGCCGAAUCUCGUUCCGCCGCUCGUUCCAGCGGACUGUCCGCCGUCCAAUCGAACAUAGCAAUUUUUUUUAUAGUACCAAUAUUAUACACACAUAUUUCAUACAGAAGUCCGACAUCGAAACCGACGUUUUGUCGUUCACCGCACGAAUACGUUUCCAACUCUACCACACACGUCCGUGUGCAGCAAAUCGCAUUUGUUCCACGGCGUUAGUCCGCCAUGAGGACUACCACCAGCACGUCGUUGGGUCUCCUGGCGAUUGCAUGCCUGAUCGCAUUAGGGUCCUGUGAUUCGCUGUUGUCACGCAUUAAACGUCAACAAGCGGCGACGAGUGAACCGAAAAAAGAGGAAAGUUUCGAAAACGAAAUAUGCAAAGACAAAGACGCUGGAGAGUGGUUUCGGCUGACAGCUCAGGAUGGCGACAGCUGCCGUGAUGUCAUUCAAUGCACCUCGUCGGGCUUGCAAGCGAUCCGUUGUCCGGCCGGUUUGUAUUUCGAUAUUGAAAAACAAACGUGUGACUGGAAAGCUGCGGUGAAGAACUGCAAGCUGAAGAAUAAAGAGCGCAAAGUCAAACCGCUGUUGUUCACAGACGAACCAUUGUGCCAGGAUGGAGAAUUGUCCUGUGGAGACAAAUCGUGUAUUGAACGUGGCCUGUUUUGCAACGGCGAAAAGAACUGUCCGGACGGCUCUGACGAAAACUCAUGUGACAGCGACAACGAUCCAAACCGAGCACCUCCAUGUGAUCCCUCGGUUUGUGUCUUGCCAGAUUGUUUCUGUUCCGAAGACGGUACCGGUAUACCUAACGACUUGCCCGCAAAAGAGGUACCCCAGAUGAUCACCAUCACUUUCGACGACGCCAUUAACAAUAACAACAUUGAACUUUACAAAGAGAUAUUCAACGGCAAGCGCAAGAACCCCAACGGUUGUGACAUCAAGGCCACGUUCUUUGUUUCACACAAGUACACUAACUAUUCGGCUGUGCAGGAAACUCACAGGAAGGGCCAUGAAAUAGCCGUGCACUCCAUCACGCACAAUGACGACGAAAACUUCUGGAGCAACGCCACAGUCGAAGACUGGGCCAAGGAGAUGGCUGGUAUGAGAAUCAUCACAGAGAAGUACGCCAAUUUGACUGACAAUAGCGUGGUGGGUCUGAGAUCUCCUUAUUUGCGAGUAGGCGGCAACAAUCAGUUCACCAUGAUGGAAGAGCAGGCUUUCCUGUACGACUCUUCGAUCACCGCACCCUUGUCCAACCCGCCGCUCUGGCCAUACACAAUGUACUUCCGCAUGCCACACAGGUGUCACGGUAAUCUGCAGCACUGCCCGACUCGAAGCCACGCCGUUUGGGAAAUGGUGAUGAAUGAACUUGACAGGCGGGAAGAUCCGAACUUCGACGAGUACCUACCGGGCUGCGCCAUGGUCGACUCUUGCUCCAACAUCCUGUCCGGUGAUCAGUUUUACAACUUCCUAAAUCACAAUUUCGAGAGGCAUUACGACCAGAACCGUGCGCCCAUGGGUCUCUAUUUCCAUGCGGCCUGGCUGAAGAACAACCCCGAGUAUCUGGAUGCAUUCUUGUUCUGGAUCGACGAGGUGUUGGCCAAACACAGUGACGUGUACUUCGUCACCAUGACACAGGUGAUCCAGUGGAUUCAGAAGCCGCGGAUCAUUAACGAAGUAAAGAACUUUGAACCGUGGAGGGAAAAGUGUGUAGUGGAAGGGCCGCCCGCCUGUUGGGUGCCGCAUUCGUGUAAGCUGACCAGCAAAGAGGUGCCCGGCGAGACCAUCAACCUGCAGACGUGCGUCCGGUGCCCAAACAAUUAUCCGUGGCUCAACGACCCCACCGGAGACGGUUUCUUCUAAGUCACACGCACAUUGUUCCCCGAUCUCACACACACACAGACACAGACACACACAACACAACACUCUCAUGAACCAUUUUUUUUUCUUAUUACUAUUCUUGAAAUUCUUUUGAUCGAUGAAUCUUAUUUUCAUUUCGUCCGUUCGACAAACACAAAAGACAAUGCAUUCGGAUCAAUUACUGUGCCUCCCGACCGCCCUCCACAACGCUCCGGGCGUUCUUUUUGUAUUGUACAUAUUUUAUAAUCCGAAAAUCAUAAUUACUACGUUAUUCACCUGCAGCAACAACGAUUUCUAUAACAUUCAUUAUAAUUAUAUUAUGUACACAUGUGUAUCGGGUUUCUCAAUUAACUGUGAUUGUUUACUACUACAGACUACUUACUACUACUACCACUACCACUGACUGGUGCAAAUCGCUGCUGUCCACUGUGACCAGACUCGUUGUGCGGCCGUUAUAAUAUUGUGUAACCGCCGUCUCGUGCGACACGAUGCUCGUUUUUUUAUAUACUUGUACAACAAUAAAACAAAAUCAUUGAUUUUUAUUAUGAUUAUAUAAUUUGUAUUAUUAGUGCGUUUUAUUAUUAUUUGAUUAUUAUUAUUACCUAUAAAAUAAUAUAAAGUGUCUUUUUUACUGUCUCGAUUUGAAGGAAAAAAAACCGACUUGCUUAUUUCGUACAAUCCGAGCAACUGCUUUUGUAAAAUUUAUAUAAAACCUUGUACCUAGUUAAUAGUAAAUAAAUUAUAUAUUAUUAAUAUUUAAA
Messenger RNA from Adelges cooleyi (spruce gall adelgid), 2630 nucleotides. It is a transcript of the gene serp, whose product is annotated as chitin deacetylase 1. Lineage: Eukaryota; Metazoa; Arthropoda; Insecta; Hemiptera; Adelgidae. Gene Ontology annotation, biological process: carbohydrate metabolic process. Bases 235 to 1872 code for a protein of 545 amino acids. Gene Ontology annotation, cellular component: extracellular region. The transcript has 7 exons. The record is from RefSeq and is a predicted model, not a curated record. Gene Ontology annotation, molecular function: protein binding; hydrolase activity, acting on carbon-nitrogen (but not peptide) bonds; chitin binding.